Molecule: messenger RNA, 3679 nt
Organism: Oreochromis aureus
Lineage: Eukaryota; Metazoa; Chordata; Actinopteri; Cichliformes; Cichlidae
Exons: 4
Coding region: 2536-3399 (287 amino acids)
Source: RefSeq, a predicted model, not a curated record
CCUUACACACCAUCUCUCCUUCCUGUAAUCACUGUAAAUGUGAGAUCGCUCCCUGAUAUGAUUGAGGAGCUAAUGACACUAACCCGGUCACAGUGGCAGUACCCCAACACUGCCCGGUACUCCCUCUGUGAGUAGGCUGCCCGGCUUCCAGCUGCUGCGGGCGGACAAGACGAGAGACAGCGGUGAGAGGAAAGGAGGGGGGCUGGGGGGGCAGUGUUUGUUAAAGACAGUUGUGGUAUCCCUGGGCACAUCGCUGUGAAAGAACAACUCUGCAACACAGACAUUGAGACAUUAGCCGUUAGCAUCCGUGGAGGCAGCCUGUGACUCUCUGUGGUCCGCAGACUGCAAACGCAAUCUCCGAGAGCUCUUCUUCUAAUAUCAGGGGACUUUAAUCAUGUCUCGCUGGACUCCACACUGCCCACCUUCACCCAGUAUGUGACCUGCCCCACCGUAGGCAAUAAAACAUUGUACUUAAUGUAUGCCAAUGAAAAAGUGGCAUACAGUUCAUCACCUCUCCCUGCCCAGGGAAGAUCUGAUCGUAACCUAGUCGUAACCUUGUCCCUGUGUGCAGCCCUUAGUGUGCACGGAGCCACUAAUCACCCACGCAGUGCAGAGAUGGUCCGUGGAGGGCAAAUAAAUAAAUAAUAAAAGCAAAUAAAUGACAGAAUUCUUUUUUUAAACAAGUGGAGACAUUAACUUUGAUCAAAAUCCUUUUGUGUUCAGUUUAAAUUAAUACCACUGUAUAAUAGCCUUCAAAAUUAAUAAUGUUAACAGUAUCUCAGGAAUAUUUUUGCCCUUUCAACAUGCAUUAUAAAAACAGAUAUGCAGUUUUGAAUAAGACCUGUAUGUACGUUUUCUGAAAAGUGAUGUAAAUAAAUAAUCUCAAAAACAUGAAAUAAUAGUUUCCCAUGUAAACUGGAGAUGUCCUUGUCAAUGUCAUCAGAGUACUCUGGAUGUCUUAAACGAAUUUGAAACAUAAAACCAGAGAGUGACACAUGACAUCCGAUACAUGAGCUGCCUCAUGUUGCUUCCAGGUGGGGAAAGAAUGAAAAGAUAAACCAUUUUCAACCUUAUUCCCUUGCCGGUCGUGCGAUCUAACUUUACAACCGACCGCACAGCAAGUACGAACCAUAGCUGGUGUUAUCCAUGUACUUUCGCUCCUCUUUCGCUAGCGCUUUGUUUGGCCCAGAAACAUGGCGCCUCAACCAAAAAUCCAGGCCACGCCCCCUCUCGUAACAUCACGCUCCAAAAGCCCUAUUAAGCUAAUCGUUGUGUCACUUCUGGUAUUUCAGACAAUCCCUUUCCGUCAAGGAUUUUUAAUUUGUUGUGGGAUUUUUUAAUUUGUUGUGAGUUUUUGUAAUUUGUUGUGGGGGUUUUUAAUUUGUUGCGGUUUUUUAAAUUUGUUGCAGGUUUUUAAUUUGUUGUGGUUUUUUAAUCUGUUGCAACUUGCACUUCCCAGCCACCGUAAGAAAAGGAGUCAGCGUCCAGAUGCAGUGCAAACUUUGUUUGACCUCUACAGUCAUUUCAGCUUACAAGACUUCGGCGUUUAAUCUAAAAAAACACAUUGAGAGGAAACACCCAUCGAAGAUUGAGCAGUACAAUAUCACUGUGGCAUCAACAUCUCGUCAGCGAAAGACCACAGCCACACCAAACAAGCUCUCAGCAAAUACACAAGCCAAGUUACCAGACCUGAUGUUGAGAGCUGCAAACAAACAUGUUCCACAAGCAACUGUUGACAAGCUUGUCAUCAAUUUCAUAUGUGAGGGUCUACAGCCAUUUGCAGUGGUAGAACAGCCAUCUUUCAAAGAAUUAGUUACCACAUUACAACCUCAAGCCAAAGUCAUCUCCAGACCCACUGUCCGUGCCAGAAUCUGUGAAGCUGCUGAUCACAUGAAGAUGACUUUGGUUGCAGGAUUGGAUAAAGUCAAAUUUGUUGCUACCACUACUGAUUGUUGGUCAGCUCAUCAGAAAAGUUACAGCAUGAAUGACACCUACAAGAGGCUCUCCCGUGCAACCUUUGCAAAAUGCCAGGCCAUUUGGAACAAAACUGGCCGGUCUCAUUUGGCUAAUGAAGUGGUAGAGGACAAUUGUUGUGUCUAAACUCAGACCCUGCUGUAUCCAGGACUUAUUCCCAUGAAAGAAAAACAAGGCAACAGCGAUUGAUUACUUGCGCAAGGGAGGCCUCCUUGGUAUCUUAGCUCAUCACGAAUGACCCCGACGAUGGCCUCCUCUCGCUGCCUUUUAUUGAGAGACAGUUCACACAAAACAAUAGUACCUCCCCUCAUAAACCCCCUUGGUUACAAAGACAAGGCACUGUAUGCAUAUGUGUGUGUGUGUGUGUGUGUGUGUGUGUGUGUGUGUGUGUGUGUGUGUGUGUGUGUGUGUGACCUCCUACUGGGCAGGAAGCUUACAUCAAAAAGACCUUCACAUGGAUGUUGCCUGUAAUAAAAGACUACAGCCCCCCACCCAGAACCUCGAGAAUCUGGGGAGGGGGACAGUGGAAUUCCUUUCAUCCUACAGUUAAACAAUGUAGAAAUGGAUGGUAAGCAUAAAAAUGACAAACAUUUAACAAUUCACUCUAACAACAAGUGUGAGCUACAGAUCAUUCGUCCCAAUGCAACACGGUGGAAUUCGACCUACCUUGCCAUUGAAAGGAUAAUACACAUCAUUGAUGAGAAGGGGGAAGAUGCCAUCAGGAGCAUUUGUGAGGAGUUCAAGGUGAAAAUGUUGAGUCCUGCAGAAGUUGCCUUCCUUAGGGAGUACUGUACCACCAUGAAGCCACUGGUGAAAACUUCAAACAUCCUUCAGUCUGAGUCCACUUCCUUUAUGGGAUGGCUCCUGCCAGUAAUCCAACAACUACUGUCCAAACUUAGCAGGCUGGAGACAUCAAGCAAGACGUGUGUCCCACUCAUCAGAGUCCUGCAAAAUGGCCUUCAAAAGCGUUUUGGACUGAUGAUAGAGGAUCCAGAGUUGGCUGCAGCUGCAGUCCUCUUACCCAAGUUCAAGACUUCCUGGACUGACAGAGCAGAUGUAAUAGAGGCUGCCUUGGCAUACAUUAAACAACAUCUUGAAACGACGGAGCAUGAGAGUGAGGAUCAGCAAAGAGAGUCAUCUGAUGAAGAUGAAUUCUUCUCCAGACCAAUCUCCAGAAGGCUGCAAAGUGCAGCUGAGCUUGAUGGUUAUCUUGCUUGUGCCACAGACACCAUGGAGCUGCUGCACUCCUUCUCAGCCAUCAAAAACCUCUCUCUUAAACUGAACACAACUCUACCUGCUUCUGCUGCGUGUGAACGACUUUUUAGCUGUGCUGGUUUACUCUUCACAGCCAAACGAAGUCGGAUAGCCUCUGUUAAUUUAGAAAACCAGCUCUUGCUGAAACUGAACAAAAGGUUCAGAAAGUAAAGUGUGACAGAAAUGCUAAGAGUUUAAGACACUUACCUGCCUGUUGUUCAGUGUAUGGGGAAAAGUUUAAACGGUUCUACGCAUGUUCAGAAACAUUUUUGUCAUUGUUUUAACAAACAAAAUUCCUUCUUUUAUAUCUACAUUUAUGUACAAAACAAGUUACCUUUCUAUACCUUGUUCAUCUGAAAAAUGUGCUUUGAACAUAAAUAUUUAUACUGGUGAAUCGAGUUGAAUGCCUGCUAUUGACGACAGAAUAAAACAUCAGUCUGUUAAAAAGUAA